GUAGUUGCUGUAGUUGCUGUAGUUGCUGUAGUUGCUGUAGUUGCUGUAGUUGGUCCCGGCUCAUGGCGCGAGCUUUGGAACAGGCGGAGGUCUCGGGCACCGGGUUCGCCUCUCGACGCUGGCUGCCAAAGAUUGACUUGGAGAGCAUAUUUUCACUUAACCCAGAUCUUACACCUGAAGAAGAUGUUGAACCUAGUCCAGAGAUGCCUCCACCACCUGCUCCAUCAGCCAAAGUGAACAAAAUUGUGAAGAGUCGACGAACUGUGGCAGCUGUUAAGAAUGACACCCCUGCCAGAGGUAACAGAGUGGUUGGUUCUGCACGCCCGCGACCUACUCAGCUUCCUGAGCAGUCUUCCUCCUCUCAACAGAAUGGUCGUGUUUCAGAUGUAUCUCCAGUUCAAGCUGCAAAAAAGGAAUUUGGACCCCCUUCAAUGCAAAAAUCUAACUGUGUAAAAGAAGUUGAAAAAUUACAAGAGAAACGUGAAAAAAGAAGGUUACAGCAGCAGGAACUUAGAGAAAAAAGAGCUCAGGAUGUUGAUGCUACAAACCCAAAUUAUGAAAUUAUGUGCAUGAUAAGAGAUUUCAGGGGAAGUCUGGAUUAUAGACCACUAACAACUGCAGAUCCUAUUGAUGAGCACAGGAUAUGUGUUUGUGUACGAAAGCGACCACUCAAUAGAAAAGAAACUUUAAUGAAAGACCUUGAUGUAAUAACAAUUCCCAGUAAAGAUGUUGUGAUGGUACAUGAACCAAAACAAAAGGUGGAUUUAACAAGGUACCUGGAAACCCAAACUUUUCGUUUUGAUUAUGCCUUCGAUGAUUCAGCUCCUAACGAGAUGGUCUACAGGUUUACAGCUCGACCAUUAGUGGAGACCAUAUUUGAAAGAGGAAUGGCCACUUGUUUUGCAUAUGGUCAGACUGGUAGUGGAAAAACCCAUACAAUGGGUGGUGACUUUUCAGGAAAGAACCAAGAUUCUUCUAAAGGAAUAUAUGCACUUGCAGCUCGAGAUGUCUUUUUAAUGCUAAAGAAAGCAAACUAUACGAAGCUAGAACUUCAAGUGUAUGCAACAUUUUUUGAGAUCUAUAGUGGUAAGGUUUUUGAUUUGUUGAACAGGAAGACAAAACUAAGAGUGUUAGAAGAUGGUAAACAGCAAGUCCAGGUGGUGGGAUUACAGGAACGGGAAGUCAAAUGUGUUGAAGAUGUUCUUAAGCUUAUCGAAAUAGGCAACCGCUGCAGGACGUCUGGCCAGACAUCUGCAAAUGCACACUCAUCUCGAAGCCAUGCAGUGUUUCAGAUUAUUCUCAGAAGGAAAGGGAAAUUGCAUGGUAAAUUUUCUCUGAUUGAUUUGGCUGGUAAUGAAAGAGGAGCAGAUACUUCCAGUGCAGACAGGCAGACUCGACUGGAAGGCGCAGAAAUUAACAAGAGCCUUUUAGCACUCAAGGAGUGCAUUAGAGCCUUAGGCCGAAAUAAGCCUCAUACACCCUUCCGAGCAAGUAAACUUACUCAGGUGCUACGAGAUUCAUUCAUAGGAGAAAACUCCCGUACCUGCAUGAUUGCUACAAUUUCUCCAGGGAUGGCAUCGUGUGAAAACACUCUAAAUACAUUGAGAUACGCAAACAGAGUAAAGGAAUUUGGAAUUAGUCCUUCGGACAUUCCCUUCUCACAGGGUAGUGGCAGUCGCUCUGAUCUCUCUCCUUCCUAUGAGUAUGACGACUUUUCUCCUUCAAUCACCAGGGUGAAGGAGCUGACGGUUGUUCCUAGUGCUGUAGGAGAUAUCUGUCCCAUUAGACACCCUGCUCCCAGUCAGACUGAUGACUUGGAGACACAGUGGGGUGUGGGGAGCUCUCCUCAGAGAGAUGAUCUCAAACUGCUUUGUGAACAAAAUGAAGAGGAAGUUUCUCCACAGCUGCUUAAUUUCCAUGAAGCUGUGUCACAAAUGGUAGAAAUGGAAGAGCAAGUAGUAGAAGAUCACAGAGCUGUCUUCCAGGAAUCUAUUAGAUGGCUGGAAGAUGAAAAAUCUCUUCUCAAGAUGACAGAAGAAGCGGACUAUGAUGUGGACUCCUAUGCUACCCAACUUGAAGCAAUUCUGGAUCAAAAAAUUGAUAUUCUGAUCGAACUUAGAGAUAAAGUGAAAUCUUUCCGGACAGCGCUACAAGAGGAGGAACAGGCCAGUAAACAGAUCAACCCAAAAAGAUCACGUGCCCUUUGAAAUGGGCCUUUGCUGCUCAAGAAGUCUACAAUCCUGUACUGCUGUAGCACACGUUUGUUACAAAAUCAAGUGGCUGUAAGAACUCAAGUACUUGAAAGUGUAAAAAUGUUAGAAAUAUCUGUGGAAAUGUCCUGUUUCUUAUUCACCUGAAUGACGUUUUCAUAUGUGAAAUGCUCCUAUGAUGUCUACAAAAUGCUUCUAGACCAGACAGCACAACCAUGCAGGGUUCAGAUCUGUGAAGCACUUUUUAAAAAAUAUUUCAUUUAUUCAAAUUGUGAAUUUUAUGUUGGGAAAUAUUUGCCAUAUUUAUAAUAACAGAGUAAAACUGUGGCCAUUAAAAUGUCACAGCAUUUCCUUGUGCCUAUGUUCAUUUUGAGGAUUUUGCACAAUACCUCUACGUAGCACUAAUAGAAAUCCCAUGAGUACGUGAAGUCUUACAAACGGUGCCAUGUAUAUCAACACUUUUUUAGGUGGUGGCACUCAAGUUAUUUUUGCAAGUCAGUAUCCAGAAAAGAUUGACUUUUUUCAUGUAAGAACUUCACGUCAAAUGAAGAACUGUAAACCUUUCUAGGAGUUCUCCUUGUUUCCAGGAGUUCGUAUCUGCAGGCUCUCCCUUGAACUCUUUAAAAUAAAACCACUUUUGGAAUGCAAACCUAUAUAAGGGAAAUAAAGGGGAAGGCAGUGAAGAGAGAGUUAAAUGAGCCAGGAAUUCUUGUAGUGUUCAAUGUUUGUACCUCCCAUGGAAAGGCAGGCUAUGGGAAGCUCUUUGUUGCAUCAUGGUUAAAAAUGAAAAAAAAUCCUGCUGUGUGUAAACACGAAAACUGAAACAAUGUAGAUUUUACAUAAUGUGUUUAAUAAAUUAAGCUAUUAAAUAAACUACAGAUGAGACUUUACUUCUCUUAAAGUUGUGUUGUGCUUUGGGAAGGGUUUCACUUCGUAAGCAUAUUACACUUUUUAAUUCGCCUCUCAUUUCAGAAUGAGUUAUUUAUUCUGGAGCUUCUAUACGAAGUCAUACAGAAGUUGUUCCCCAGAGCACUGUCCUGAAUUGAGUUUUGCAGAACAUCUCACAGACCUUGCUGGACUUUUAAGGGUGUUAUCCAUCAUAGUUCAAAGGGAAAAGCCAGCAUGACAAAAGGCAGUGUUGGUACGUGAUAGUACACAUUAUCAUAGGGUACCAGAAGGUUUCUUUGAGGCUGCUCUGAAGAAAGCUUACUUUCUAAAAAGGCUGUGAAGACAUCGUACAUGAGACACAGUGGCUUCCCUACUGUUCCUCCAAGCCAAGGGCCACAACUUGGCUGUGGUUUUGAGUGGGUACCAAAAAAGGACAGGAAACACAGGCAGCUAGAUUUCUGCAGCUUUUUAUCAAGCCUUGUAAAUGACAUGUCAGGUAGCAUAUACAAGUGGAGAUUGUCUGCUGCAAGGAAAUGGUGAAGAAACAGCCUUUGUGGCAGAGCCUGCUGUACAAGUCAGAUCUAGAUACUGAAGCAGUAAGAAUCAAGAUAAACUGAUAAGGCUGGUUACAGCACUUGAAUUCCUACAGUCUGUUGCUGUGAUGUACUGGAAUUACUUGACCAACACUCAAGACAAGCUUUAUUCCUGUCCUGUAAAACAAAAGCAUUUAAGAAGUGUGACACAUCCCCAGCCCUUGCUCCUUCUGAGUUUGAGCACACUGCUAUGGCUACUUAUUUCACUCUUAAGUAUUGGUUCUGUGUGUAGUGAAGCAGCACUAUAGACAACCUCUUAGGAUGCAUGGAAAUUUAAGUCCGUAUUUCUGUACAUGCUUCUGAAUCAAUGAUUUUUAAAUAAUUGGUAUUGGAUGUGUAUAAAAAUGGAGUUGUAUCCAGGGGUUUUGCUAAUUUGCGUCUUCUCCAAAGAUGACUGUGGUCUUAGAAAGAUAGGCUAUGCAUGAAAAAAAGAUGAUGAGAGUUAGUACACAGAAGUGAUGCUUUCAGCACUGCAUGAUGCUUCAAACUCACUGCUUUCCUGAAUCGUAAGACAGAUUGAAGUGGAUUUUAACUUCAAACGCUGCUAUGCAGAGUUAAUGCAAACCUCCUUGGGAAAACUCUGCCAUGUCCGUAGUAAGAAACGUAUCUAAUACAAACUAUAUUAAGACACUUGAGUAAGUCAGGAUACGGAUGUGUAGGCAGUGCUCUAAGGCUCACUGAAAGCUUUGAUCUGUGCUCAAACUCCUCCUUGCCUUGAAGGGUGAAGUACUUUUCUUAUAAAAAUAGCUGCUUACAUUAACAACUGACAAAAAAUCCUGCUGUGUAUGCUUCUGAGCACUGGCACGUUGGUAGUUUUUUGCUGGUUUCUACACUAGUCUGACAACAAUAAGGAGGGAGUAAGAAGAGAUGAUACUGGUAGUUUCGGAUACCUUGGUAAUGUUUUUGUAAAUGAUAGCAAACCCGCAAGAUAAAUGAAAAACAGUUGCUAAGAUUUCUGCAAGAGAAGCGGAUUACUGAGAGAUUAGGAAUGCAAGUAGCUACCAGAGGACAAAUGGAAGAGGCAGGCACUUCAGAUUAACAGAAGGUAUUUAAAGACAUGAUAGAACAAAUGGAAAAAAUCCCCAAUACAUGGCAUUGCUACAGCUCUGGUUUUGUUGCCCAGACCACGUUGAGUAUUGUGCAAAAAUACACUGAGGUCAAGUCUGCAAUCAGACUUUACAAAUCACAAUUUACAAAUGUAAAUUACGACUGCAUCAGUCCGUGUUAUUUGAUAUACUUAAAAAUUACUGUCAUGUGGAAGUACAUCACUCCCUUCCAUCAUGAUAGUAGUUAUCACUUGUGAAAUACAGAGCAGCAGCUUCUUCCCUGGAUGUAAGGUUUUAGUGCUGUCUUCAGGUUCAUUGCCUUUGUGAGAAGAGCUUGUCCUACUGCAG
Messenger RNA from Indicator indicator, 5085 nucleotides. RefSeq names its product kinesin family member 2A (gene KIF2A). The transcript is spliced from 20 exons. Gene Ontology annotation, molecular function: ATP binding; microtubule binding; microtubule motor activity. The record is from RefSeq and is a predicted model, not a curated record. Bases 63 to 2207 code for a protein of 714 amino acids. Gene Ontology annotation, biological process: microtubule-based movement. Lineage: Eukaryota; Metazoa; Chordata; Aves; Piciformes; Indicatoridae.